Molecule: messenger RNA, 1533 nt
Organism: Aspergillus clavatus NRRL 1
Lineage: Eukaryota; Fungi; Ascomycota; Eurotiomycetes; Eurotiales; Aspergillaceae
Exons: 2
Coding region: 1-1533 (510 amino acids)
Source: RefSeq, a predicted model, not a curated record
AUGCCUUACAAUACUCGUCGCAAGUCGUUGUCUCUGCCGUCGCUGGGUAUUCACCUUCCCAAUACUUCCCGUCGCUCGCCGUCGGCGUCAAAAACGCCGCACGCGACCGACGACCAACUCCCGCCAUCUAAAAAAGUAAAGAGGUCGCACGACUCGGCGUCUUCAUCUCCAGAGCUGUCGCUAUCCUCGAGUUCUUCCACAGAGUUCAAGGCGCAGUCAAUACGGCCGAACGGAAGACGCGGCACUUUUGAGCACACGCCACCGCCGUCGCCGAUCGACGGGAGCGUCGCGCCCAAGAUCGAUACAGAGGGUAUCAACGACGAUAUCGUGGUCGGUGUGAUUGAGCAGUUGGAAAAGACGGGGAAUCGCCCUCAUCUGGUCAAGGAGCUCGCAGCAGUUCUCAUCAAUCUCAAUGAUAAUGUUGCAAACUCCGCCAACCCCGCCGCUCUUUUGUCGUCGCGAUUGGGUACAUACAUGAAGCGUCCAUGGACUGCCCUGGCGCCGUGUCCGAUCGCGAAAGAAUUGAUUCCUAUUCAUCCUCGCAAAGUGUAUUAUUAUCUGACGACGUUACCCCGUCGGCCCAUUCCCGAGAACUCGGAUGAUCUCCUUCCAGGUGUCGAAGGGAAAAGCCUGACGCCCAGUGCGUCGAAUGCUGAUCUCGAUGACGAGGAGAUGCUCGCGCGGGAGCGUUCGCCGAGUCCUGAGGUGGAUCUGUCUUCCCCCGACUUUGAGGAAACCCUCGACCUGGGCGGUCCUUCUAACCCUAGCGCCGGAAGACCGGGUCACAGCUUCAGUGACCAUCACAGCCAUGCGCGACUCAUGCACUCGAAUCGCGCUGCCUCUCCUCCGCUGGAGGGUGACGAGAAGGAAUUCACGCAGACUGCCAGUGCUGUUCGCGAGCGGGCCUCGGAGCAGAAGGCGGGCGCCGGAGGCUCUUCUGCCCUCUCCGAUGCUCUCAGCGAGUUAGAGAACGGGGCGAUGAGCAUUUCGGAAACCUCGGUUGAGAAUAGCCCCCUUUCCUCCAUCAAUGAGGAGCGUCUUCCCGACCAUGAGGUUAGCGAUUAUUUCUCCUAUGGAAACUAUCAGAUGCAACAGCAGCUGCAACUUCAGCUCGAGCUGGAACAGCAUGAUGUUGACAAUGCAGCGGCAGCGGCCCUCUUUGGCACCUCGCCCUCCCCGUCGCUCGCCUCGGUCGCGUCGUCACUCUCGUCUGGCACGAGCGUCGCUUCCGAUGACGGCCUGGAUGCGGAGGAUCGCGUUAGUAUCAUUGCCAGUGCUCCACAGAUCAGUCUCCCUGAGGACCCUAGCGUUGCGUCUGUCUCGCCCUUGAAACGGUCGCUCGACAUGUUGAACAGCGAGCUUCCUGACAUUGAAAUGAAGCUGUCGGAUCUGGCUGAGCAUGAUGACAAGUUGAUUCUGCCGGGACGCAUGCAGGAUAUGGAUGUGGACAUGGUGUUCGACUCGUGGCGGGAAAUGCAGAGCCCAGAGACUGUGGAAGUCGAUGAGCUCGACGAGAUGUUCGGCGAGAUCUGA